Molecule: messenger RNA, 1068 nt
Organism: Lampris incognitus (smalleye Pacific opah)
Lineage: Eukaryota; Metazoa; Chordata; Actinopteri; Lampriformes; Lampridae
Exons: 5
Coding region: 442-936 (164 amino acids)
Source: RefSeq, a predicted model, not a curated record
GUAGAGCUUAGGAGGCAAGUAGAGAACGGGAAAGGGGAUCUCGUGGAGGUUGCUGGGGAUAAGGUUACUUGGGUGCGUGGAGUCCAUCAUCAGAGAAAUUGGUUGUGUUUUUCAUGUAAACAGCCUGUCUGUGUGCCGCCUGUGUUGCUACUGGGAGAAGCAGAGGAGGAGGGGUAGAGAGAGGGCGAAACGUUCCCUCUUCCAAUGAAAAUUUCCCAUCUUUAUCUAGCCCCCUGCUACAACUCCCCUGUGAACUCUACACAUUAUUUGUUAAGGUCUUCCUCCAGAGAUUAUAUGGCCAAAACAUCCCCAAUGCUUCAGCGGAGCCGAGGCCAGAGGGAGAACACCUGUGUCUGCAGCAAGGCACGCUGGGGACUGAGAGAAAUAAAAACAUCCACAUAGACUCAAAAUACAUCCUUCAGUAGGGACAAGUACACAACGAUGGCUGUGACUACAGUGAAGACAACUGCUAGCUUUCUCUCCACAAAUGCCACAACCUCUGCAAUCCCCUUCCUCUCUCCGACCACCAGUAGCAGAAACAUCACGUCCAGGACAACCCUAAUGACCGUUACCGUAACUACGAAUGAAACCAAUGUCAACGCCACCAAGUUUCCAGAGUCGGUAGUUGAGGGAUCAGGGAUGGGAAUGGUACUGGUGCCUUUUGGCAUCAUCACCGUCAUUGGCCUGGCAGUGGCCAUUAUGCUGUAUAUUCGGAAAAGGAAGCGGUUGGAGAAGCUAAGGCACCAGCUCAUGCCCAUGUACAACUUUGACCCGGCAGAAGAACAAGAUGACCUGCUGGAGCAGGAACUGCUGGACCAUGGGCGGGACGGCAGCCUCGCCGGGCCCAACGCAAAGACUCUCACAACUUCCCAAGGGACAACGCAGAGGCCCAGUCGUCUGGUCUUCACAGAUGUAGCCAAUGCUCUCAAUGCAUAACAGCACUCCUCCAGCCAUUAGUGAAGUGUGUGGGGGGCUACAUUCCCCACUAUGAAGAUCUGUCGCUCAGGAAGAAAAAAAGAAAAGAAGGGAAAACUGGAUAUAAGCAUGUAGGAGCAAAUGGAGGCUUGA